AUGACCCUCCCCUGGACACGCCUAAUCCGCUUCGAAGCCACAGACGGCCGCAUCCUCCGCGGCGAGCCCGUCACCCCGGACAACAAUAACAACACAGAACUAGAUCUAGGCUUCAUCACGGAAGCAGACUCACUACAAGCCCGCGUCCUCGCCGGAGACGACAUCUUCGACACGAGCGGCAAGACGCAUCUGACGGAUGAGGUCGUCACGGUGCGAAAGAUCCUCGGGCCGCUGACGAGCGACGACGUGCCGAUUCUGCGGUUCAAGGAAGCAGGGAGAUCGCCCCCUCCUUUCCCGUCCAUCUUCUUCAAGCCCAGCACGACGGUCCACGAUCACAAUGCUCCCGUGGAGAUUCCCAAGAUUGCGCAGGACGACCAGGCGGAUUAUGAGGGAGAGCUGUGCCUCAUCAUCGGCCGCGACGCAAAAAACGUCCCUAUCGACCAAGCCCUCUCCUACAUCGCAGCCUACACCGUCGGCAACGACAUCUCUGCACGCAAGCUGCAGCGCGAUCCCGCGCUGGCCGGCCGCGUGCCGCAGUGGGGGUUCUCCAAGGGCUUCGACACGUUUGCGCCUCUGGGGCCGUGUCUGGUGUCGCGGGCGCUCAUCCCAGAUCCGAAAGAGCUGCGUCUGGAGACAAGGGUCGAUGGCGAGCUGAGGCAGAGUGAGAGCGUGGCUGAUCUCCUGUUUGACUGUGCCUAUCUCGUCUCGUACUUGUCGCAGGGGACGACGCUGCAGAAGGGGAGUGUUAUCAUGACGGGGACGCCGGGAGGUAAACUCACAGUCAAUUAUAUCAACCUGGAAUCUUUGUUGAUCAUUUCUGUUUGUCUUCUGCAGGAGUUGGCGCAGGAUUGGACCCGCCUCGAUAUCUCGUUCCGGGCACACAGAUGGACGUUUCGAUCAGCAAGAUCGGCACCUUGA
Rasamsonia emersonii CBS 393.64 is the source of this 918-nucleotide messenger RNA. RefSeq lists its product as uncharacterized. NCBI's taxonomy places the organism in Eukaryota, Fungi, Ascomycota, Eurotiomycetes, Eurotiales, Trichocomaceae. The coding region runs from base 1 to 918 and encodes 305 amino acids. Gene Ontology annotation, molecular function: catalytic activity. The transcript has 3 exons. The record is from RefSeq and is a predicted model, not a curated record.